AUGUCUGCACCAGGAAAUCCGUGGACAAACAACGAGACUCCAGAUGAUGCCCCAUUCAGCGAACGAGGCUUUGGACUUCCCCCAAGCCCAAAGCCUCCUGCCCCUGGCAGCACGGUAUCUAUGAAAGACGGCCCUGAUGGAGGCCAAAUUGGUUCUUCCUCCGCUGACAAGGAUGGUGACCAACCGCCACUGAAGCCAACUGCUGAUGCUACUGAAGGCAACAAGGAUGGUGAUGACGAAGGCCAAAUUAAGCCUUUUUUUCUUGAAAUGGGCGGUGAUACUCCUACCACUGGUAGCCAGAGGAAUAAAGGGAAAGGAAAGGAUAAUGCUGGAAAGGGCGAUGAUGAGUCGCAAGAGCAGCCACCUACUGUUGUUACUGACGAGCGGAUGCCCAAGAUAGCUGCCAUCCCGUCGAAGGACUCGGCAUCUGUUAUGCCGGCGCGGCCUCCACCCUUUGAUGGUGGUAGAUUGGCGUCAUCUAUACCAGGGAGUGUUGCCUCGAGGGUGAAGGCGCUGGAUGAUACUAUGCCACUCCGUCCAGCCCGUCCAAGUAUGGACUUUACCAAAGACUCAGCACCAGGCCCAUCUGCAGCCCGAUUAUCAAUUGGAUCUGAGAAGAUGCCCUCAUCCAUACCUAAGGACAGCCCACCGUCAAGCACAAACUCGACGGUGCCACCCGCCCCUUCAUCGGUGACAUCUGUGGGCAUCUCUGACAAGGCCCCGGGCCCAGAACCAACAUUAUCCAGGAACCCGUCUCCUUUGCCAUCCCCAAGGGGAUCUGUACAAUCAGACAAUGAUGGCGGCGCUCCCGGUCAGUCACACAAAUCCGGACAAGGGGGCGGGUCCAGCUAUAUAGAAGAUCCUGCACUAUAUUAUGGGGAUGCGAGCUCCGAACAAGCGGUACCAGGGGAGCCAACUAGUUGGAGGACGUAUAUGCCACCCGACUCAGAUAUUGAGCUACCUAGUACGGCACCCAACUCCGGGCAAUACGGAUCCGACUAUAAAGAAGAUCCUGCACCAUAUUGUAGGGAUCCGAGCCCCGAACAAGGGGUACCAAGGGAGCCAUCUAAUAUGUCCCCUGGGAGGAUGUGGACGCCACCCAGCUCGCAUACCAAGAUGCCUUGUAUACCACCCAAAUUCGGAAACUACGGAUGUAUGGACAAGGAAGAUGUUGCGCUAUAUUAUAAAGAUCCAAGUCCCGAAAAAUGGGAGGCAUACAGGGGCAAGGGAGGUGAUGGAGUGGAGGACAAGCUCCCCAGUGCACCCCAUGAGACAGACAGUCUGCAGCCGGAACCGACUUUUCACGACUUAUACGAUGAAUCCCCUCAGGAAUCACAGUCCCAUUCACCGCACACGACAGAUAGACCCGGGCCAGGAUCUCAGGAAUCAGGUCCCAAUAUACAGCCAAGCUCGGAUACACCUCCUCAAAACGGGGAGAGGAAAUUUACCAGCCUCAAUAACCAAUGUGAAGAGUGUGCCAGCGUGCGAAAGACCAUCUCGUCCUGUGUUCCCGAGAUAUACCUCCGCUGCCCACCGGAUAUGCACCCCGUGAUGCUGAAAUUCACAAUCUGGGGGUCCGUCGUCGAUGCGUCUCAGAUCGCAAUGUCUCUGACAAGGUAUCUGUAUACGAGCGGUCCGCCGGGCGUCCGCGUCAACGCCGCCGUCAGACGCGCAGCAUCUGCAACACACAGAGAAGGGCGAUGGCCAGGCUUUUGUGUGGCCGAGAUCUUCGUCUUCGAGGAAGGUCGUGGGGAAGCAGCAUGA
Aspergillus puulaauensis is the source of this 1764-nucleotide messenger RNA. RefSeq lists its product as uncharacterized. The coding region runs from base 1 to 1764 and encodes 587 amino acids. The record is from RefSeq and is a predicted model, not a curated record. The transcript is spliced from 2 exons. Lineage: Eukaryota; Fungi; Ascomycota; Eurotiomycetes; Eurotiales; Aspergillaceae.